AUGGUCAAAGUAGGCCAACUCGUUAGGCUCGAGGAGCUCAUAAGGGCCGUCGCACUCUUUCGCAACCUCACGCACCUGCAUCUAGCCAACGAGAGCGUGCAGAUCCUCACCGACGACUUCCUGGUUCACCUUGCCUCGUGGUGCCCCAAACUCAAAGGGGUGCACUUUGCGCCAGAGAGUCCAUGCUACUUUUGGAGACGCGAAGAGUGGAAGGACAGAUUUUUGGUGACUGCGCCUGGGCUGGACUCCUUCUUCCGUGGCUGCCCGCAGCUGGAGCAGCUGACCCUUCCUCGUUCAGAGCAUGGCUACAGUCUACCAGCGUCGUUCUUUCAGCUCCCGAAUCCGCGCUUUCUUUUUCUCUCCGACGCCUCUGUGCUGUUGGAUCCCAGGCUGGCGCAUCUCUCUAACCUCUCAAUGCUCACCAUUCGGAGCAAGUUCUUAGGUGUGGACCACCUCUUAGCUCUCACUCAGCUCACCGCCCUCACCAGACUAUCCUCCUAUCGUACUGACAUUAGCUUCAAAAUCAACGGAUCGUCCUCCUCGUUCGCGCUCCUAUCGUCCCUCCGAUCUCUCCAAUUUGGGGAGCUGCCCGCCCUGAAGGUAUUGGAGCUUGAGGACCUGCCACUCACAGUUCUCCCAGAAUCCUUCAGCCAGCUCGCGUCUUUGGAGUCCUUCCACGUGGUUCGAUGCAAGAUCCGGCAGCUGCCAUCUGGAAUCACUACUCUCCCCUCACUCAAGUCGUUGCGCCUGGAGGGUCGCAAGGGGCGUGUCUCUGAGGCAUGCGAGAAGCAGCAGGGCGUGGUUGGUGCGGACAGUGCUGCCCGUGAGGGGAAGACGCAAGACGAGUCAAUGGCUCGUGAGAAUGGGACGGAGACAGUGGGUGGAGAGGGGGGGCAAGGAGUGGAAGAAUUCUUGGGGCAAGGGGCAGGGGGAGGGGAGGAGAGAAGAACGGGAGAGGCGGCGGCGAGGGGGCAAGGAGAAAGCGUGGCACAGGCAUCAGCGGCAGCAGCUGCUGGAGGAGGUCGCUCGGAUAUAGUGCGCAACAAGCAGACCUCACAGUUCGACACCUCAGCGAGAGUGGCAGUGGACGUACCAGGAGUAACCGCUCCUGCUGCCGAGACGAUCGCCGAGGCACUAGCUUCUGAAAUGGCAGGCGAUGUGGCAAUAGCCAUUGCUUCGAGGCUUGGUGGGACCCAGAAAAUGCCAGGUUCUGCUGCCCAGGAUCAGAGCAGGUGGAAGGAGGACGGGAGAUGCAGUCGAGGGAAGGAUGGGAAGGGUGUUCUCAAGCACAGAGAUGUGCUCUUCAAGUCGUCCCGAUGCGUGGCGGCGCCAGGAUUGAGUGAGGGUCCAGAAGAGGAGGAGCUGGAGUUUGAGGUGGUGGUGGUUGGGAGGAGGAGGAAGAUCACAGGGACCCUUGUUGACACGCCCACGGCAACCCCAAGGGAAGGCAUGGGCCGUGCCGGGAGUGAUGGUGAGGAGGGUGUUUUGCAAGAAAGGGCGCAUGCUGCAAGUGAGUGGGAAAAACGUGCCCGUGGGCUAAAGCAUGAAGGGAGAAGCCGGCACGAGAAAGAGAAGACUGAAAAAACUCUGUUUGUCUGA
Molecule: messenger RNA, 1599 nt
Organism: Closterium sp. NIES-65
Lineage: Eukaryota; Viridiplantae; Streptophyta; Zygnematophyceae; Desmidiales; Closteriaceae
Source: the annotation of a GenBank genome assembly